Procambarus clarkii (red swamp crayfish) is the source of this 4433-nucleotide messenger RNA. RefSeq names its product forkhead box protein A2. The record is from RefSeq and is a predicted model, not a curated record. Lineage: Eukaryota; Metazoa; Arthropoda; Malacostraca; Decapoda; Cambaridae. Gene Ontology annotation, biological process: regulation of transcription by RNA polymerase II. Gene Ontology annotation, molecular function: RNA polymerase II cis-regulatory region sequence-specific DNA binding; DNA-binding transcription factor activity, RNA polymerase II-specific.
GAGAGGGAAGCAGCCCGGAAUGACACUUGAUUGAGAUCGUGGCCGGAUGCCCCGAUGAGACGCAGCAGGACCACAAGAGACAAAACAUUACAGAAUCAACAGCAGAGUUGGGACGGAAGGUGGAGAAAAACUCCCAGGAGAACCCCCCCAAUGAAGAGAACUUCCCAAGAGGAAAAAAAAACUCCCAGAAGAACCACCAGGAUGUUAUGAGAAGAACCGAAGAAUCUGCUUCGCGGAUAAUAGACUCAGCAACAGGUUUCGUGAAGAUGCUGAUGUUUAAGGAAAUUUAGCGAUUUAAGGAAAUAGUGGGAGAGUGAGCCCGCCAGACGGCGACAAGAAACCGCUCCUCAGCUCAGGGAGUAAAAGGUGGGUCCACGACGGCAUUUAGAGUUGGUGAUUGAAUUCUGGGUCCACUAGAAGAGUCUGUCAUGCAAAUUCUACCGAUGGAUUUUGGAAGACGACGAGAAAGAGCAUAAAUUACUGUUGAUGUGAACUGAGGGAAGUGUGGAAGAUCGGUUCGUCAUGUGCAUUCGUCCAGUCUACGCUGAUCACGAUUUAUCAGCAGAGUGGUGUCAGCUCUUGAAGCCCUGAAGCAGUGGAAAACGUCAGUAUAUAUGUAAUAUGAAGGAGAGGUAAUAAAGGAAGUGUGACUGUCUUUAAGACUUCGAUACACCCGCCACCUACUGGUCGACACACCCGCCACCUACUGGUCGACACACCCGCCACCAACUGGUCGACAAACCCGCCACCUACUGGUCGACACACCCGCCACCAACUGGUCGACACACCCACCACCAACUGGUCGACAAACCCGCCACUUACUGGUCGACAAACCCGACACCUACUGAUCGACACACCCGCCACCUACUGGUCGACAAACCCGCCACCUACUGAUCGACACACCCGCCACCAAUUGGAAAACAACAGACAUUCACCGAAAGUGCAACCGAGACAAUAACAUUGGUUAGAUUGUCUUCGAUCAAGAAGUGUAUCUCGAGUCGUCGUAACGACUCCACGACAUAUGCUUGUCCACCGUCGCCAUAUCCUCGCUGUUGCUCGGUCAUAUAUGUUGGACUUGCUGGAGACGUUCUCCCUCGGGUGCCUGGAGACCGGGUGAAGCAUAGAGCGACCCCAAGUCUCCGAUGUCUCGUUGCCACAACCUCGGAGGAAAGUAAAGGCGCGUGGACUUUAUGUCGGAGACCGGAGGGCGGGAGAGCUUGCAGGUGGUGUUGCGAGGGCGGGAGUCCGCCGCCAGGAUGCAGGGGCCACCACUCUACCCUCAUCAGUACGCCACCAAAGUCAGCUCCAACGCUCUCCACCACAAGCCCUUCACCUCAGGCGGCAGCAACGCCCCUACCUGUAUGGUGGGAAUGAACAAGCCCGCCCACUAUCACACUCAAUACACCAACACAACGCGCCACCCAUGCUACCCCAUGCCCACGAGCGGCGGCGACGUCCACCAGUCUGACGGUGCAGGACACGACAACAGCGGCAGUGUGAUGGGUUUCAGUGGCUAUAGCGCCUUCAGUAGCGACACCAGCAUGGGCGGCGGUGACGACUUGACCUCACUCACCUGGCUACAUUCUCUAGACAUGGGCGGCAUGGUGCCCCACCUGGCCACGCCGCCCACGCCCCCGGCCUCCCCACAGCCCCACAACCCUCUGCCGCCCACGCAAACCUCACACACGCCCCCAACAGACAGGAAAAGGAAGGCGGAGGUGCAGGAGAAGUUAGACAGAAUAGACUACUCUCAGGACGGUAGCGUGAAGCCGCCCUACAGCUACGCGGCGCUCAUCGGUAUGGCCAUGAAGGAGAACCAGAACAAGAUGACCCUCUCGGCCAUUUACAAGUGGAUUAAGGAGAACUUUGCUUAUUACAAGACGGCCGACCCCUCUUGGCAGAACUCCAUCCGUCACAACCUCUCUCUCAACAAGUGCUUCCUGAAGGUGCCUCGGAGUAAAGACGAGCCAGGUAAAGGCGGGUUCUGGAAGCUGGACCCCGAGUAUGCCGAGUCUCUCGUCGAUGGAGUGUUUAAGAAGCGCCGUCCAGCUCGACCAACACUUCCCCCACCGUCUAAGUCCAAAAAGAGCAGAAGGCCGCCUGCCCACCAGCAGGUGGUAACCCACCCACUGGGCAUCAAGGUGGUGGUGCAGCCGGCGCAGGCAGCCUUCAUGCCGCCCCCCACCAACAAACCUCCUCCUCGGCCACACAUCCUCACCCAAGAUGGCAUUGAAGUGGAUGAGGAAUUAAGGGAAGCUAGCAAUAAUCUAAGAGAUGACUUGGUUUGGUCAACAUUGCUUGGGGAGGAAGUCCAUGAUGAUUCCUGGCCAUGUCGGGCCCAAGAAUUAGUAACCGACCUCAGUCAGACUGGUGACCCAUCCACAUACCCUGCCACAAUUACUACCACCACCUCUGCACAACAUCCCCACCUGCAUCACCAUCACCAGAAUCUCCAUCACCAUCAUCUCCAUACAAGUGACCAUGCGACUUCUCAGCACCAACAGAUUGUCACCAUUACCACCUCAACCAACACACCUCCAACGUUACCAUCCUUAGAACUUAGUCCAGCAUCUCUAGGGGUGGAGGAGGAUCUCUUUACUAGUCCCGAGUAUUCUGAAGCUUCUAAUGAUGAUGCCGAUUCUCUCACUUCUUCCCUCAACAUCAACAAUGGUGUAAAUUGGAAUAAAGGAGGGUACGGGGAGCUUCCAUCCAUUAACACAUUUUGCAGUAGUUUGACUCAGCUUACCCCCUUGGAGCCAUCUACAGCACCCGUGUUGGUACAAGACGCUCAUGCUUGCUGGGGCCCUGAUUCUGGAUGGGAUGAAGCCAAGACGUUGUCCUUACUUGAUGCCAAUCUUGACUUUGAUAACCUUAUAGAUUUGGACGUUCUGUAAAACAAAAAAUAAGGUUUACUUUUGUUGAAGAUUCAACAAAACAAAAACGAUGUAAAAUGUUUAAGAUAACUGUACCUAACAGAGUGAUUACUAGAUAAAAUAUUUUAAUUGCUUUCAUAAAGUGAGGAAAAUGUAAAUUUCUGAAUUUGAAAGCAGGAAAGACUUUGGAGUUAUAGUGUUUUACUAGUGAAGCUCACAAGAAGUCUGGUAAAUUAUUAUUUUUCAUUUUGCAAAAAGGUGUUUACCAGCAAUUCUUUUACUUGCACCAUUUUACUCACCAGGAAUCCUAAAGUCAGAACUAGUCCAACCAAGUCUAGUCAUAACCUUAUUUCCUUAUUGUGGUAAAACUGGGAGUGGCCUAAGAAAGAGGAGGCAACGAUCUCUCAUACAACUAGCAAUGUAUGCUAGUUAUUUUAAUCUCCUUGUGUUAAGUGUGCCGAGUGAGAACCAGAGAGGCAUUAUUUAACCUCGGCUGCUCUCGGGAAGUCCUGAAUUCGCUGUGCCAUAGCCUGAUCAUAGAGGAGAACUUUGAGAUUUCUCUUGAGCUUGAAUAAUGUUGCUCGUACAAUGCACAAAGAAAGUACAGUAACUUUAGCACUUGUGGUAUCUUCAAACUGAAUUGUUUUCAUCCCACACAAGCUAUAACAGUUGCUAAGAUUGUUGAUAGGAAGUGUAAGGAAAAAUUCUCUUAAAAUGUGACACUAAACAAAAUGUCUCUUGUACACAUUUCCUAUAGGGUAAUUUGUAAAAAGAAUCCCUCAAAAGUAAUUUAAAUACGUACUUAAAACUAGUUUUGUACGUGUCUUUCCCUCCAUACUUGUCAAUGUACAUAGUACUGUAGUCGUGUUUGCUAUGGCAGUUUCCCUAUACUUAUUCUAGUCACUUACCAUAUAUUAUUUUAUCCUUUGAAAAUUAAAUCAUACUAUAAUAUACUGUAUACUAAUACUUGUACUUCUAAGGCCAUAGGUGUUAUAUAGUCAAUGUAUCUUCUUGUAAAAUUAGCAUUCUAGUUUUAACUGUCCAACUUGCCGUCCCAUGCUGUGAGGCGCCCAGACCCUGCACUCCGUCCAGUCUAUAUCCGUCCAGGUCCGACAAGAGAACCCUACUCUCCGUCCCUCGGUUCCUGGAAUGUGUGCUUGCGAGUCUGUCUGCUUCUGAGAGACUGCUUUCUGAAUGUGUAUUUUUGUUUCAAAGCAUGCCUUCUUCUGCAUGUGACAUUUUGAAAGUUUGCAUUCUUCUCAAAUAGCAUUUUAAAAAGAUUGAUUUUUGAAAGUUUAUCUUUUCAAACAUAAAUGUUUUGAACACAUGGCCAAACGGAAGAAUGGCAGAUCUCGUUAUGAAGGCAUCAAUUUUUGCCAAGAACUGGCAUGUCUUGUAUGAUGCACUUUUGAAGAAACUAGAACAAUAAUAUAUCUACAGGAUGAUACAUAAUAUAUCAUUGAUGGCACAGCAAUUUUAUGCUUUUAUGACAGAUAAAUGAAUACUGUACAUUGACAAUAAAAUCAAAUUAUGUGUACAAUCACAUAGUAUAGUACUCUG